This is a messenger RNA of Phragmites australis (common reed), 2067 nucleotides long. RefSeq names its product galactan beta-1,4-galactosyltransferase GALS1-like. The record is from RefSeq and is a predicted model, not a curated record. The transcript is spliced from 2 exons. Bases 145 to 1665 code for a protein of 506 amino acids. Lineage: Eukaryota; Viridiplantae; Streptophyta; Magnoliopsida; Poales; Poaceae.
ACAAAAGAGUUAAGGGCCAAAAUAGACUUUUUCCCGGUGGAAAAGCUCGCGUCACGCGUAAUCCCCACCGUAACACUCACAUUCCCACUCCCACUCGCCAUUCGCUACUCCCAGCCGCUAGCUAGCUCGGCCGCCGCGGCAGCAAUGCGGAAGGACGCGGCCGGCCCAGCGCCCGCGCUGCUCUGCUUCGACCUCAAGCCCUUCCUCGCCGCGCUCAUCGUGCUCACGCUGCUCGCCGCCGCAUGGCAGCUCCGCCCCUACCAUUCCCUCCUCAGCUCCCCAUUCUCCGCCGCCUGCCCCCACCCGACCUCUAUUCCCCGCCCGCUCGCCGUCCACGCCAAGAAGGCCUCAAGCCCGAACUCCACCGCUUCCUCUUCCUCCUCAGAGCCGCGGUCGCAGCUGCAGGAGCCGCACGCCGUCGCGCCCGGCCUCGAGCGGCGGGAGUUCCGCGCGGUGGGCAGCGCGGCGGCGCUGUUCGUGCAGAUGGGGGCCUACCGCGGCGGGCCGUACACCUUCGCCGUCGUCGGCCUCGCCUCCAAGCCCAUCCACGUGUACGGCAAACCUUCCUUCCGCUGCGAGUGGGAGCCCAACGCGCCCAAGAACGCCUCCUCCUCCACGCCGCCGAUGCGCGCGGCCAAGACGUAUCACAUGCUCCCGGACUGGGGCUACGGCCGGGUCUACACCGUCGUCGUGGUGAAUUGCACGUUCCCGCGGGUGCCCAAUGCUGACAACGCGGGGGGACGGCUCGUCCUGUACGCGCACUACGGCCCGCCGUCCCCGUCGGACCGGCACGAGCGGAUCGUGGCGCUGGAGGAGGCCCCGGGGGGCUACGACGAGGCCGCGUUCCGGACGCCACCGCACAGGUACGACUACCUCUACUGCGGCUCGUCGCUGUAUGGCAACCUCAGCGCGCCGCGGGUGCGGGAGUGGAUGGCGUACCACGCUCGCUUCUUCGGCCCGCGCUCCCACUUCGUGUUCAACGACGCCGGCGGGGUCAGCCCCGCCGUGCGCGCCGCGCUGGAGCCCUGGGUGCGCGCGGGCCGGGCCACGCUGCAGGACGUGCGCGCGCAGGCCGAGUACGACGGCUGGUACUACAACCAGUUCCUCGUCGUCAACGACUGCCUGCACCGGUACCGGCACGCCGCCAAGUGGACCUUCUUCUUCGAUGUCGACGAGUACAUCUUCUUGCCUGAUGGGCGUAAGCUGGAGGAUGUGCUUGCUGAGCUCGAGCCGUACACGCAGUUCACCAUCGAGCAGAACCCCAUGUCCAGCAGGUUGUGCGUCCGCGACCCUGAGAAUCCACUGGAAGACUACUCCAACCAGUGGGGAUUUGAGAAGCUGGUCUUUCGGAAUUCGAUCACCGGGGUGAGGAGAGACAGGAAGUAUGCGAUUCAGGCCAAGAACGCAUACGCCACAGGUGUACAUAUGUCUGAGAAUGUUAUCGGCAACACCACUCACAAGACGGAGCACCUCAUCCGGUACUACCACUACCACAACACCAUCAACGUUCUCGGUGAGGUAUGCCGUGAGUUCGUGCCCAUACCACCAAAGGGUGGCCUAACAUGGUCCGAGAAGACACCAUGGUACUAUGACGAUAGCAUGAAGCGCGUUGCAAAUGCUGUGCGUGAAUUCGAGAGGAAGACCGUUGGUGAUGUGCGAGUAUGACGAUGACCACAGAGAUAAAAAGAACUGAUGUACAGUACAUAUUGGCAUUAGCCAUUCAUGAAGCUUGGCAACGGCAUACCUGAUGUUAUCAACCAAACGAUAACUUAUGAUUUGGCGCUAUAUGAGCUGACAGAGAUGCGAUGAGAACGAAGCUCCAACCUCAAGGGAAUGACAGAUUGUAUACUACUAAUGGUGCUAUGGUUUUGAUUUAUUUGGCAAAGGUAAGGUUUUUGUGAAGAAAUAUUGUCCGUGUAAAUUCCAUUGUUUUAUUGUUCAAGCAUAUACAGUGUAUUCUAUUCUUGAAGGUCCAAUCGGAUGUGAACUAUUUCAUGAAAACUUAAUCUACACCUUUGAAGAAUUUCUACAAUAGAAAGUGGAAGUUGCAGCUCUUCACAUCAUUCA